AUGCGUAUGAAAGAGUUCCAUGACAGAUAUGGCAGCAUUGUCAGAAUUGCACCAAAUGAGUUGUCCUUCAACGAUCCAAAGGCAUGGAAGGAUAUUUACGGUAAUCGUCCUGGCCACCUACCUUUUGAGAGAAAUCCAACAUGGUUCAAAGCUGCCAAACCUGGUAAUCCCGAUUCGAUAAUGGGACCAAAUGAGGAAGCUCAUGCUCGAUACCGAAAGACGUUGGUGCAUGCAUUUUCAGACAAGUCCCUGAAGGAGCAAGCACCAAUGAUAGAAGGCUACAUCGAUCAACUGAUCCGGAAGUUGCGAGAGAUCAAGGAUGAUACCACAGUUGACCUCGUUGAAUGGAUGAACUUCACCACUUCUGAUAUUGCUGGCGACCUCUGUUUUGGAGAACCCUUCGACAAUCUGGAGAAUGGCAAGGCACAUCCCUGGGUGGAGGGCUCGUAUGAUUUCGGCAAAGGUCUCGCCCUGAUCGCAUCUGUCAACUUCUAUCCACCACUGGAUCAACUGCUUCGUCUUGUGAUUCCAAAGCAGAUCAUGCAGAGGACCACGGACCAUAGAGAAAUGAGUCGAGCCAAGGUUAUGAAACGUUUAUCAAUUGAUAGUGAUCGGCCUGACUUCGUGACGCAUAUUCUCAAACAGAACAAGGAGAAUGAAGCCAAGGCGCAGAGGCAGGCUAUGAGUCCAGAAGAGAUUGGGCUCAACAUGACGGUGCUGAUCUUCGCCGGCAGUGAGACAACAGCCAGUGCUCUUGCAGGGAUUAUAAGAAUGCUGCUUCAGAAUCCGGACAAAUUGAGGAAGUUGGUCCAUGAAGUCCGAUCCUCGUUUGGGCAGGAGGGAGAAAUGUCUAUCGCCUCGGUUGGCCAUUUGGAGUACUUGGGAGCAGUCAUCAAUGAAGGUUUGCGACUUUGUCCUCCAGCGGUGAUUGGAGUGCCCCGAAUUGCACCUGUUGGAGGAGAGUGGGUUUGCGGGCAGUAUGUGCCCGAAGCAACUUUCGUGGCAGUGAAUCAAUAUCCUACCCAUCGCUCAAAACACAAUUUCGGGAACCCAGACGGCUUUGUACCCGAACGGUUUUUGUCACCUUCGAGUACGGACGACUUGUCAGCAUCUCAACCUUUCCUAUCAGGCCGCCACAGCUGCAUUGGUCAACCACUUGCGUAUGCCGAGAUGCGUCUGAUUCUCGCUCGAUUGAUGUUUGCAUUCGAUUUCCAGCUUGCAGAUCCGAAGGACGUCUGGGACUGGGGCACCCAAAAGACAUUCAUCUUCUGGGAGAAACAGCCCUUGAAAGUAUCUCUCCGGAGUGCAGCCUGA
Messenger RNA from Endocarpon pusillum Z07020, 1314 nucleotides. RefSeq lists its product as uncharacterized. The transcript has 2 exons. The record is from RefSeq and is a predicted model, not a curated record. Gene Ontology annotation, molecular function: iron ion binding; oxidoreductase activity, acting on paired donors, with incorporation or reduction of molecular oxygen; heme binding. Bases 1 to 1314 code for a protein of 437 amino acids. NCBI's taxonomy places the organism in Eukaryota, Fungi, Ascomycota, Eurotiomycetes, Verrucariales, Verrucariaceae.